Messenger RNA from Corvus hawaiiensis (hawaiian crow), 3179 nucleotides. Its product is annotated as heterochromatin-associated protein MENT-like. Gene Ontology annotation, cellular component: cytoplasm. Gene Ontology annotation, biological process: negative regulation of endopeptidase activity. The record is from RefSeq and is a predicted model, not a curated record. The transcript is spliced from 8 exons. Lineage: Eukaryota; Metazoa; Chordata; Aves; Passeriformes; Corvidae. The coding region runs from base 854 to 2086 and encodes 410 amino acids. Gene Ontology annotation, molecular function: serine-type endopeptidase inhibitor activity.
UUCUAAUCUCUGUCCCACAGAAAUUGAAAAAUAUGUAACAACACUAUAGAACUGGAGGGAACUUUCUCCUUUGUAACCUUUCACCCAUACUACACUGUUUCCAGCCUAGCACUGCACUGCUUUGCCCUCAUUUUACUUUGCCACUUACUUUACUGGUUUGAGGCAAGAUCAAAUGGGAGAAUCAAGUCUAAUACUAAUAUAAGUAAUACUAAAGCCCUAAGUGCUUUCUGGAAGACAAAUGUGAAUGUCCCAGGUCAUACUUACUCCUGCCACAGCUCCUUCUCCUAAGAGAGUGUCCUGAUCACUCAUGCAUGUUUGCAGGGAAUGAUCCUGACUAUCUGAAUUCACAACAGAGAGCAAAGGACCAAGUUUCUUAAUGGACUUGCACGCAACAACAGCAUCUUACUAGAAAAACAUCUUCUUGAAACAGCAGGACUCCCUUUUCCUGGCAGAGAAGAGACUGCUGACUGUCACUCAGUCCUUUCUCUUUUCUUUCAAGUGGUCAGCUGCUUCCAGGGUCCCUUCUGGCUCUGACUUUCCAAACGGGAAGGAACAUAGGAAAAGUGUCAUGAAGCAAGUGCUAUCCCUAUAGAGUCCCAAGAGGAUUGCCUUCUGCCUGUCUCAGUCUUGAAACAUAACACUGGAUCCCUGUGCAUUCAUGUCCAGUUCCAUGCUCUCCUUCACCUCAUGGAAGAGCUGCAUGUCCCCAUGGACAAGCCUCUUAAGCACUUCCUGAUAUGCCUUGGGAAUAAAGAAAGAAAGGCCACACCUGAAAGGCCAAGGAGGCACAAAACCAUGACAACAAGCACAUAAACUCACUCAGGCCUUUAAAGUCCAUGGAAAUGUUGCAAAAAUGGAAGUGGUCUCAACAUCAGUUGGCAAGUUUACAGUUGAUCUUUUCAACAAGCUGAAUGAGACCAACAAGGGAAAAAACAUUUUCUUUUCCCCUUGGAGCAUAUCAGCUGCUCUGGCUCUGACAUACCUGGGAGCAAAAGGGACUACAGCAACUCAGAUGGCAGAGGUCCUUCAUUUCACCCAGGGAGCAGGAGCUGAAGCCUCUUCUUCUGUGGCCAGGCCUUCUCGGGGGAGACCAAAGAGAAGAAAAUUGGAUCCUGAGAACAAGCAAGCUGCAGAUAUCCAUUCUGGCUUCAAGAAAGUCCUCUCUGCCAUCAACAAACCCAGAAGCACCUACUCACUGAGAAGUGCCAACCGCAUUUAUGUGGAAAAAACCUUCCUAUUAGUGCCUACAUACAUACAGCUCAGUAAGAACUACUACAAAGCAGAGCCACACAAGAUUAACUUUAAGACAGCACCAGAACAGUCUGGAAAGGAAAUCAAUGCUUGGGUUGAAAAACAAACUGAGGGAAAAAUCAAGAAUUUGCUGGGUCCACGAGAUGUGACAAACUCCACCAAGCUGAUCCUGAUAAAUGCCAUUUACUUCAAGGCAGAAUGGGAAGUGAAAUUUAAGGCAGAAGCUACAGAGGUGCAACCCUUCCGACUGAGCAAGAACAAGACCAAGCCUGUAAAGAUGAUGUACAUGAGAAAUACAUUUCCAGUUCUCAUCAUGGAGACAAUGAAUUUCAAAAUGAUUGAAUUGCCAUAUAUGCAACGCGAACUCAGUAUGUUCAUCCUCCUUCCUGAUGACAUCAAAGACAACACUACGGGUCUCGAACAGCUGGAAAGAGAACUGACGUAUGAGAAGCUGUCCGAAUGGACUGAUUCCAAGAAGAUGACCGAGACUCUUGUGGAUCUGUACCUACCUAAAUUCAAAAUGGAAGAGAGAUAUGACCUCAGUAGUAAUCUGAUGGGGAUGGGAAUGCGCAAUGCCUUCAGCAUCAAUGCUGAUUUCAGUGGAAUGGUUGAGGAUAAAGUGAUAAUCUCCAAAGUUCUUCACAAGUCUUUUGUUGCAGUUGAUGAGAAGGGCACCGAGGCAGCCGCUGCUACUGCUGUCAUUAUAGAAGUAACAAGUCCACCUGUUAGCCAUGUUCUGAAAUUUAAGGUUGACCACCCUUUCUACUUCUUCAUCAGACACAACAAGUCCAAGAGCAUCCUGUUUUUUGGUAGAUUCUGCUCUCCUCUAGAAUGAAUUAUUACUUGCUCUCAAACAGCCACCAAGGUUCACUGUUCAAUGGAACAAUGUGAACUGCAGUGUUAAAAUCGCAAUCUUAAGCCAUGUAACCACUUUUAUUGAAAGUGAUUGCUCUUUUCUUUCCACCCCAACCCCCUCAAAGAAGGCAGCAUCCAGAAACCAUCCUGAGCCAUCAUAAGAACACCCCUCUACUGCUCUUUUCCAUUGUCCUAAUGAGACAGUCCUAAACAGAGAAGAAAGUGAAGAAUUUUGCUCCCUUUUAUCAAAUCUGUUCUUCUGGCUUUGUUGUUUAAAAGCAAGGUGGAGUCACAAAGCUCUCUGCACACAGGCCAUCAUCUAGCUCUAUGUCAAAUGCUGACUUCAAGGGACAUGCAGUUCAUUCUCUUGACUCUCCCAGAGAGGAAAAAGAGCCCCCAAAAGAAAAAAACUUCUAGAGAUCUGUAUGUUCUUUUUGCUCUCUUUUCCCCACUGGGAAACCUGCAUUUGUACUACAAUGCUAUUUCAUAACCUUAAUUUCAAAUUUGUGACUGUUGGAAAUUAACAAAAUUUAAUACAAAUCCAGAAUAAUCUCAGAAUGCCCCUUACCAUCCCUUGUCUCACCACAUGUAUAUAAACACAUCACAUUCAUUUUCUCCUGCUCUUUCAGCUUCCAGAAAAAGUAAGGCUGUGUGGGAAAAUUGUCCAACCCUUAAUACUAAAUUGCUGACCUCUAAUCACGUUGCAUUUUUUCCUCAUUUUUCUAAACUCUGUAGUUUAAGGUUGCCGAGAUUUCCAACCAGCAAAAAUGCUAAGAAAAUGAUGAGCAACAUGCCUUCUCACCACCUUUUACUGAUAUGUAAUCUAAACCUGUUAGAAUUUAAAUCUGCUUCCUCUUUUUAAUUUUACUUAAUUAUACCUGUUUCCUGGUUAAUAUCUGCAAAGCUUCCUUGCCACCUGUAAUAUUGACCAAUGUUUGAUUGGUACCUUAUGAGUGCAUCUCAGCAAAGAUAUUAAUGAUGUUGACAGAAACACCAGGGAAAUUUUGAUUUUGAUUAACGCUAUCCUUAUUAUUUUACCAUGAGCUGCAUUUAAUAAAAUAAAUUAACUUGAA